Messenger RNA from Trichoderma virens Gv29-8, 690 nucleotides. RefSeq lists its product as uncharacterized. The transcript has a single exon. Bases 29 to 241 code for a protein of 70 amino acids. The record is from RefSeq and is a predicted model, not a curated record. NCBI's taxonomy places the organism in Eukaryota, Fungi, Ascomycota, Sordariomycetes, Hypocreales, Hypocreaceae.
CGACCCCGGCCAGCAGGGCACCAGCAAGAUGCUGCGUGUCAUCCUCUCCAAGCCCGUCGUUGCCCUUCCCCCAGGCACCGCCGGCAUGAACACAACCCCUAAUACCACGGCCGUGGCCAUCGAGCCCCCGGCUGUUGACCCUACAAGCACGGAGCCUGCCGAACCGCUACGCAUGAAGAAGAUGAUUAAGAGCUUCAAGAAUCCGCUCAAGCAUCGCAUUCGACGGAAGAAGCUCAAAUGACUCUCCCAGAUGGCCUGCUUUGGCUAGAAUCAAUCAACUACCACCAGGGAGAGAAGAUACAGUGGAUGUUCAGGUUUGUUUACACGCACAUAACUAGGUAUGGGAAUAAUGCCGCGCAAUAGAAGGUUACCCUUUAGGAAGGGCAUAAGGACGUCCUUUUUUUUUUCUCGAGGCACACUGAUUUUUUUAUGUUUUGUGGUUAUGCCUCCUUAGUUUGUCCAUGUUACUCUUUUUUUUAUUACUUUUUAUUAAGCCACUUGGAAAUAAAGCGAACGGCGUCUACGGGGGGGCACGCAUAUCAAACGAGGGGGACAAAUGGAGAUUGAUUUUUUAUUUUCUCUUCUCAUCUCUCGUGAGUGAAAUUAGAAUGGGCAGAGUGGCGAGGAAGGGCCUUUAUUUUUUCUUCAUGUACAUAUAGGCUGCUUCUAAAUUACAAUGUCGAUGGACAG